AUGCACCGGUGCGACGUUCCUCUCAUACUACUGCUGCUACUGCUCAAAGCUCUUCUGCCCUCUGCUGAUCCCUUCGAUGAUAUGGAAAUGGAUGUGAUGAAAGAUGAUCCGAAAAUUCGACAACCCGCAAGGAACCAUGUCUCCUGUGUUGUCCUAACUCGACUCGUGCUUGGUGGUGCAUGGAUCGGACAGUUUGAAGGAAACGACCUCUUGUGCCCCCCACAGCUUCCCGAUGUCUGCUUCUGGAUUUUGGAUAAACAAAGUCUCUCUCGAGAUGACGCACUCAAGUACUGCUCUGAACGCGGUUUAACUCUUUGGCUUCCAGCCACCAGUGCUGAAGAGAUUGUGAUGCGGCUCAUCAUGCAAAAGAAAAACAUCGCUCGCAUCCCAUUGCGGAUCCGAGUGAUUGACCAAUACACCAUUGACGAUAUGCUCGACGGCAGUGUAAGUCACGACAACUUUGAUCGAUUUCGAACGUUCUCGAAAGACAACUGUUUCUACUUUGUUCUUGGCCAGAAGCACUGGGACGUGGCAGGCUGCGACGAAGUCAACCCAGUGAUAUGCAGCAUUUACUAA
Messenger RNA from Dicrocoelium dendriticum, 576 nucleotides. NCBI's taxonomy places the organism in Eukaryota, Metazoa, Platyhelminthes, Trematoda, Plagiorchiida, Dicrocoeliidae. The record is from the annotation of a GenBank genome assembly.